Messenger RNA from Anas platyrhynchos (mallard), 2851 nucleotides. It is a transcript of the gene NMRK1, whose product is annotated as nicotinamide riboside kinase 1. NCBI's taxonomy places the organism in Eukaryota, Metazoa, Chordata, Aves, Anseriformes, Anatidae. The record is from RefSeq and is a predicted model, not a curated record.
GGGGUUCCGUGUUACAACACUGGAGACAAACGUGCCUUCCUACUUGGGGCUACACGUUAUUCUGGGGGAGGAAGGGUUGAUAGGUUUUAUCAUGGUGGUGGUUCUUUCUCAUGAGGUGGGAUUAACUUUUGUGUAGACAGUGACGUAAAUUUGGGUCCAAAGCUCGGCACCUGUGUCCAGAUGUUAGUUUGUAACAGCUUUUUUUUUGUGGGUCAAAGGCUAACCCUCAACAGCAUGAAUCUUACUGAUUUUCUUUAAUAGCAUUGUGUUUUCAUGGAUCAAGUUUUAUCAUAUCCUGAGAAUGGGUAAUCUGCUUACACUCUCUAAAUGGAUAGUCAAUACCAUGAACAUAUCAUUGACCUAGAGAAUUAUUAGAUUCUUAGAAAACCCUUGCAUGAUGACUUGUAAAGUUUACCCAGUAUGCAGCAUGAUUGCAGAACUGUGUCUUGUCAUACCGGCAAUGACUCUUGGACUAGUCAGUACAUCCUCAUUUUUUUUCCUAACAGAGAAAACACUUAAGGCAACCAUGCAAAGAUUGCAGUGCAGAUCUGUGAAACAAAUGCAAAAGGCUAAACUCUCAGAUUGGGGCAUUUGUGUGUGGUUAAGCACUUACUGAUUUGUGUGUGCUCUUGGAAAAUUAUGUUUGACAAAUGCUUGACAAAGUCCAUAGACUAGUGAUACUGUCAAGAGAAAAACCUGUUCUGGAAGAAAGUUCUGGGUUAACAGUUAGUGAAAGACAGGAUUGUGUGUUUUGGCGGCUCUGACAUAGGAAGGUGUUCAGUCAGCCCUUGCUACCUAUCCUUCUGCAACACUACAGCACCUAAUUGGAUGGUAAACUAGAAGGAGUUCAUUCAGCUGAAAACUAACAUUCAUCCCUUCCCUCCCAUUCUGCAGAACUGUUUUUCAGAUGGAGUAGUUUUCUGCUGCAGUGCACCUUGGGCUCUGCAAACACCUGUUCCAGAAGAAAGUUUUGGGAAAAAGUUAGGGAAAGAGAAUUGCAUCUUUUGGCAGUUAACAGCUGACAGCCAGAGUCGUAGGAUAGGUUUCUUGGCAGCAAUAGGGACGUAGGUGGACAAAUGCAACCUGUUUUGUAGUUUCAGUCUUUGAUCUUGAAUCCAGACUGUUCUGUGGUGGAGAGGAUGCGGAACACUUAUGUGAUCAGAGCUGUUAACUAUAACGAGGGAGUGUGGAAAGGAAGAACUGAGGAGAAAAGCUAUGAAAGUACUGGUUAUUGGCCUUGGAGGAGUAACAAAUGGAGGAAAAACAACACUGGCAGAAAAGCUUAAGAAAAUGCUUCCCAACUGUGAUAUAAUCUCUCAAGAUGACUUCUUUAAGCCAGAGUCUGAAGUAGAAACAGAUGAGCGCGGAUUUAAGCUGUAUGAUGUACUUGAUGCUCUCUAUAUGGAUGAAAUGGUGAAAAGUAUUCACAAUUGGAUGAACAGCCAUACAUGCUCAGCUGUUGUGACUGAAGAACCACAGAAUACGCGUGAAAGUGUUAAAAAUACAGAAGAUGUUUAUAUUUUGAUUGUCGAAGGCUUUCUGCUGUAUAAUUAUGAGCCACUUAAUGAACUCUGGAAUAGAAGAUACUUUCUGACGCUUCCUUAUGAAGAGUGCAAAAGGAGAAGGAGCACCAGAGUCUAUCAGCCAGCAGAUACACCGGGGUACUUCGAUGGACACGUGUGGCCUAUGUAUCUGAAAUACAAAAAUGAAUUGGAAGAAAACACAAGCAAUGUUGUUUAUUUGGAUGGUACUAAACCCCAAGAAGAGCUUUUAUCCUGUGUAUAUAGUGAUAUAAUACAGGAAUUAAAGAAGCUGAGGGAAGGAAGUCUCAUGGCAUGAUAAUGUAGAAGGCCUGGAUUCUGUUUGAUACAGAUCUAAAACCCCAGGAAUGGUGCUUGGCAAGCCACCCAACUGAGCAGAUGUCCACGUUUAUGCCUGUAACAGUAGUUCAUACAAUGCAAAUCGAUUUGUAGCAAGUAUUAGCUCUGUAAGCUUCAGAUACUGAGUUAACUAUCAACAGUGCAUUAUUCCUUAGGAUUCCUUCCAUCAGUUAUGCCUUGGCAGAUCUUUAUAUGUGAUUGAAAUUGCGUAUUUUAAAUAAUAUAAAUACUUGUAUACAGAACUAAACUAUAAAGAUGCAGUUCUGUUGGAUUAGUAAGAUCAUCUGAAAAUGGAUGAAUGCAAUUUGAAAUGUUCAUAUAGUACUUGGAAAUGAUGAUUAAGUAUUAAUCACUGAUAGACAUGGUUAGAGGAACUAGCUGUAAGCUGUGGCAAUGCUAACUUUAAAAUUGUGUAAGCUGUUACUCUGCUCAUUCAGUAACUGAAUCUGUUACUGAAUGCAUUGUAACUGAACUUAGACUUGCUCAAUACCCAUGUGGUGUUUCUCAAGUAAUUUCUAUGUUACAUGUUUGGACCAGUUGAGAAUGUAUUGUUUUAAAAAGAAAGAUUGUUGGGAAAAUGUGGGGGACUAACACCUCUGAAUAGAUAUGCAUCACUAACAAGUUAAAUUACAUCUAUCAUGGAAAGAUCAUGGAUUAGAAUGGUUUAAAGUACAAGAUGAUAAACCCAUGCUUUGGGAAGGAAGAAGUAAGAAGUAUUUCUUACUAAUAUUCAGAACUCAGGAUGAAGUUAUGUAUGUAAUUAUAUAUUACAUAUACAAUGAAAGUGUUCAGAAAGCAGGCAUACGAAAUGUAUGUUAAAAUUUUGUUACAGAAUCUGUAUAUAUAUAUUAAGAUAAAGUAGGAGACUAGCAGUUUUAAUUGUCUUCAGUUGCUGGAUAAGUAACAUAUCAACCCAUACUUUUUGUAUAUGAUCUCUUAAAUUUUAUUUAAUAAAUGAAAAUUAAAAUUAA